Anolis sagrei ordinatus is the source of this 1480-nucleotide messenger RNA. RefSeq names its product CD209 antigen-like protein C. Lineage: Eukaryota; Metazoa; Chordata; Lepidosauria; Squamata; Anolidae. The record is from RefSeq and is a predicted model, not a curated record.
UAUGAAAACUUCUCAUACUUGUUACUAAAAGAGCAGCAUUUCCUGGCUCCAUGUGGUCACCGGAGCUGAAGUUUUGGCCACCAGGCUCUUGUGGGGAGCUUCCAUAAUCUACUCCAGGACACAUGGCAGCAGUGUGGGAAGAGUUUCCGUCAGUGGACUCUACAAUAACUAGGAGCUUUGGGCAGCUCUUCCUUCAUUUCCAUCACACAGAAAUCAGCCGUGGCCUUUUGUAGAAUUCUUCUGCAUCUUGUUCGCUGCCUACUCAUCAGCUGGCAAAUAUAUUCUUCAACUUCAGAACUCUUCAAAGGAGUAUGUCUACAUGAAGAUGGCGUCGUGGAAGGGACUCUAUGUCAAUGUGGAGGCACAUGAACAUGGGCUAGAGGAGCCAAGGAACCAUGAGCCAAAAAGCCAGCCAGGUAUCAAGGAGCAACCUGAGGAAGACAGUUUGUAUGAGGCUGUUGACCCUGCAACCAGAUUAGAAGUGAAGCAAAGAGAACCGGUGUCUGCCACAUCAUCUCCAGCCAGGACACCAACGUGUUCACGCAAGGUGAUUUUACUCACUGGUGCUGCUCUACUGGCCGUAUCCAUGUUCCUGAAUGUGUUGCUGCUCACAAUGGGAACUGUGCAUUAUUCUAAAAUGGGUAAUACUUUGGAGCAAGUCCAGAAAGAGAACAAGCGGCUUCAGGAGACAGCUUGCACCCCCUUGGGCAGGGACUGGAACGCCUUUCAGGAGAGCUACUAUUUCUUCUCACGCACUCCAGGGACCUGGGACGUAGCCAAUCAGUCAUGCUCUUCCAUGGGAUCCCAUCUGGUGACCAUCAAGAAUGCAGAGGAGAAGGAUUAUGUUGCAAACAUCAUGAAAUUUACUUCCUACUGGAUUGGACUCACCGAUCAAGAACUCGAAGGUGACUGGAAAUGGGUUGAUGGAACAAAAGCAGAACGUGGAAAGAGCUAUUGGCAUUCUACGGAGCCCGGCGGUGGAAAAAGUGAGAAUUGUGCCAUGGUGAGCCGUUCUCUGUGGUAUGAUUACCCCUGCAAAGAGAAAUAUCACUGGAUCUGCAAGAGGAGGCUUCGUCCAAUGGUGUGAAGUGUUGUUGUCCUCCACUGAUCAUUCAGGCACCUGAGAAGCACAACAUCUGUAGAAGUAGAGCUCAUGGAGGUUCCAGCUGACCUGUAUGACUGCUCGGUGUGUAACUUCUCCUGAUCAUAUGCUAAGAAAACUGAGUGUGUUGCCAAAGAAGCCCUACAGUGAUCAGGAAAUCAAAGAUUCACUCAUUUCAUAGAAAGACAUGUAAUAUGCACACAGGGGCGGCUCAAGCCAUUACACAAAGUAAGCCUUUGCAGUAUAGUUGAUUUUGCCCAGGGGCGCUUUUGAGGCGCUCUUGAGGGAAAAUAGACCUUGACAUAUGCGAGAUGUAGUUACGGGGAUGUAUAGUUCACCUACAAUCAAAGAGCACUCUGAACUCCACCAAUGAUUGAA